GUGACACAACGGAAGGACAGGGCGGCAUCUAAAGGUGCCGUCACAAUCCUACGGCUGCAUUUUCAAAACAAAAACACAACGUCUUUCAGAACGAGCGCACGUUGAACGUAUUUUCGAAUUUCCUUCGUGUUUUUAGUGUUUUGUGAUUCUAAAUUUGAUGAAAAAUAGUUUAAUUAUGUACAAUAAAAUACGUUUAAAGAAAAGUAAAGUGUCAUUCAAACGUGCUGAAGUGUUGUAGAACAGUAGUCGCGCUGUUGCAAGGAAUUAAAGGAAGGCAAAGGAUCCCAAAUAACCAACAAGGGUAAAGAUCAAUAGCAUACCUUCCCCUACAGACCUGCCCUACUUGAAUACAGUCCAGCUUUUGCUUGGCAUUCUUUAAAUAGUGUCUGGUUUAACGGCAUAGCAGAUAAGAAGAAUAAGGGUACACCUUCACCAUACUGGUUACAGCAUUUCAGUUUACGCUCAAUCGUGGAACGGUGCAGUAUCAGUGAGUAACAGCCAUUCGUUCAAUAGGACAAUACAUUCCUCCUGCAUCGAAACAGGAAAUCUCGCCUUUAAAAAGGCGAACUUAAUGUUAGGCGAUGCAUUAUCAUAAUGGACUGUUAUCAGUGGCCCUGUUAGUGCUGAUGAAUCUCAAUGGCUACAGCUGCUUCAUUACUACCGGCAUACCGCAGAUAAUAGAACAUGAUCAGAGAGCACAACUUUCGUUGAUUCCUUCCAACCUUCGACUUGCGCUAUCGAAGAAACCAUCUUACGAAUCAAACAGCAAUCAAACCGGUUCACCGGAUACAUUCCGGUUUCCGGACGACUUUCUCUUCGGUGCUGCAACGGCAGCUUACCAGAUCGAAGGUGCCUGGAAUGAGGAUGGCAAAGGACCGAGCGUGUGGGAUACUCUGACACACGACCAUCCCGAGCUGGUGGUUGAUCAGGCAACAGGAGACCGUGCGACCGAUUCCUACCAUCGCUAUUUAAGCGACAUCGAUGCACUGGCGACCGUUGGCUUUGACUACUAUCGCUUUUCGAUCGCCUGGUCGAGAUUGCUGCCGCGCGGUGAUCGAUCGUCGUUGAAUGAGCAGGCUGUCGAGUACUAUAACCAUCUGAUCGACGAGCUGUUGACGAAUGGGAUAGAACCAGUGGUGACUAUGCUCCAUUAUGAUGUACCACAAUACUUACAGAACUUGGGCGGCUUUGCAUCCCCAUUGAUUGUCGAUUACUUCCGGGAGUACGCAGACACACUGUUCCAUACGUUUGGCGAUCGUGUCAAAGUGUGGAUAACGCACAAUGAACCUUACGAUUUUUGCGUUGAAGGGUACGGUACUGGCAAUUCGGGCCCACUCGUCUAUGCCUCCGGUGUUGGUGAAUAUCUUUGUGCGCAUCAUGUAUUGCUGAGCCAUGCAGCCGCCUACCAGCUUUACAAUGAACGCUACCGUCAGCAACAGAAUGGUUUGAUCGGAUUAACACUCAGCGGAAGGUACUACUAUCCUGCCAGCAAUGCUACAGCCCAAGAAGUCGUCGAUCGUGCCAUUGAGUUUCAGAUUGGCUGGUUUGCUGAUCCCCUGUUCGGUGAGGAUGGUAACUAUCCCGCUGUGAUGAUAAACGAAAUCGCAAAAAACAGCGAGCAGGAGGGACGAACACAUUCCCGCCUGCCAACGUUUACUAACACCGAAAGCGCCCUUCUACGAGGAAGCGCAGACUUUUUCGCCUAUAAUUACUACUCCAGCCGACUGGUGGAGCUUAACAGCACGGAGUAUAACCCACUGGAAACGCCCUCGUGGCAACGAGAUGCGCGUAUUAUUCAGUCGGUCGAUCCCGGUUGGAGCAGGGCAAAAUCUUCCUGGCUUUACGUCGUACCGGAGGGAUUGCGAGGUAUACUUAACUGGAUCCGAAAGCGUUACCAUAAUCCAACCGUGCUAAUAACAGAGAACGGUUACUCCGAUGACGGCCAGCUCGAAGAUACGGAGCGCAUCGAUUAUUAUGCACGACAUUUGCACGCAGUGUUAGCAUCUUUGCUAGAGGAUGGAUGUCACGUUGCUGGUUUUACAGCUUGGAGCAUCAUCGAUAACUUUGAAUGGUUGCGAGGAUAUAGUGAAAAGUUUGGUCUUUUUUACGUCAACUUCACCGAUCCUGCCCUCGUACGGAUACCUAAACGGUCAGCCAACUUCAUGGCACGCGUAAUCAGCACUAGGACCAUCCCGGCAGAAUAAAUGUAUCAGUAUGUAAACUGUUCUUUCGUAGCUUAAACUCUGUUCGUCGAUAUUUCUCUUAUGAGUUGGUUAUGGUUCAACUGUAUUUCACACAUUAUCACCGAUAUUUUAUCCUUUUUAUCUCAGCGUACCCUAUCUAGCUUAUCUUAUUGCAUGCACCCUCAACAGGGAAGAUCUGGAAUACAAAAGACCAGCAUUUUGUUUGAUCUUUACCAUUUGUUUACCGUGUCGUGGAACAUACUCUCUUUAAUAAAGCAGCAUUUGAUUCAAA
Molecule: messenger RNA, 2475 nt
Organism: Anopheles funestus (African malaria mosquito)
Lineage: Eukaryota; Metazoa; Arthropoda; Insecta; Diptera; Culicidae
Product: myrosinase 1-like
Exons: 4
Coding region: 582-2204 (540 amino acids)
Biological process (GO): carbohydrate metabolic process
Molecular function (GO): beta-glucosidase activity
Source: RefSeq, a predicted model, not a curated record